GUCAUAACAAGGAUUGUGAAAAGUAGCCAUAAUCGUCUUAAGAAUCUAUAGCAAAGGGAAAUGCUUUGAGUGUAUUGAGAGGCAAAUUGAGAAGCAAGAUGCAAUAAAAAUGUCGGUCAUUUAAUCCCUGUUCUGUUCACUUUAUUCCAAUCUAAAAAUCAAAUAAAUAGAGUGCACCACAUGCAAAUUUGCAUAUUGGGUUAUAAUAAUAAUCGGUUAAAAAUAUACAUAAUUGUCGUAGCAUGUCUGAACCAACUUAAGAGAGUAACCUUCAAUCUUUGUUCUUAAUUCCAGUAUUAGAAGUUAAGCAGAGAUUAUCGUGAUCCAGAAAGAACCGCCAUAAAUUCAGGCGGUGGGAAACUCUUACUCAGCAGACAGUAGGAUAAAAUGGUUUAUGGAAUAGCAGUACGGAUGAAUAAUCCUCCAUCAAUGCCGCCUCAAUUUUCUCUCUCCUCCACUAAUCUUCUCUCUCGUCGCUCUGAUCUCGUCUUCGUCGUCAAUCCUCGAGGAGCAAAUGGUACGACUGGAAAGGAAUGGAAGAAAUUAUUGCCAUAUUUGAGGUCUCGUCUUUCUUCUGAUUGCAAUAUAUGUGAGUCUUUUACAUCAGGUCCCAGCCACGCAACUGAUAUAACAAGAGAGGCUAUCAGGGAGGGUGCCAAUGCCGUAAUUGCUGUGGGUGGUGACGGAACCCUUCAUGAGGUUGUGAAUGGCUUCUUUUGGCAAGGUAAUCCUGUUUCAAGCCAAAAUGAAAAGCCUGCUCAUACAACUGCACUUGGGCUUAUUCCCUUAGGCACAGGUUCUGAUUUUGCCAGAACAUAUGGCUGGAAAAAUGACCCUUAUGAAGCUGUUGAGCGCAUAGCUAAAGGAUUAAAAUCACGCCUGGAUGUCGGUGUCAUUACUGCAGAAGAUAAAGACCCUCAUUAUUUCAUAAAUGUUGCUGAUAUUCACUUGAGUGCAAAGGCAGGUUACUAUGCGGCCAGAUAUAAAACUUUGGGGAAUCUAUGUUAUGUUAUUGGGGCUUUGCAAGCUUUCAUGGGGCACAAGAAUGUAGAUCUUAGGGUGAAGAUUGAUGAUGGUGAAUGGAUGAAGUACUCUCAAGUUACAGCUCUUUGCAUUGGAAAUGCAAAAUACUUUGGUGGUGGCAUGAAGAUUACCCCCAACGCUGAUCCUUCUAAUGGAAGCCUUGAGGUUGUGGCCCUUCAGGAUUUCAAGUGGUACGACUUCAUUUUGAAAUUGCACAAGUUGUAUAAUGGGACACAUCUAUCUGUUAGAAAUGUAACAUCAAGAAGUGUACGUUCAAUUGAAGUGGAGCAAAUUGAUGAUGGCGAUCCCAUUUAUAUCCAGUCUGAUGGAGAACAUAUAGGUUUCCUUCCAAGGAAACUAUGUAUUUUACCCGGUGCUAUUGAGAUGAUAACAUGAUAUCCUAGAAAUUUCAGAUGCGCUUCAGCUGUAAAUCUUUGUGAUGAUUCACUACUUGGGAAUUCCUCAGGGGCAUGCCAUUCAUGUGAUUGUUUGAUCCCCAAGCUUCCAUCUCCCCAGGCUCUAUUGUCAGUAAUUGGUUCGGAGUUUUUCGUAAGCAUUUCAUAGCUGCCUGCUGUUUUUAUCAGAUGGUUGUUGAUGCGUCUGCAUAUGCGGAUGUGUUCACUUUGGCAGUUCCUUACUAAUGUGCACUUUGGCAGUUCCUUACUAACCUGAUGCUGUGAAGUAGUUAAUGGCUGAAAGACUAGAAAUACUGUUGAAUUGUUCAAUAUCAGUUACUGCAGCUAUCCAAAUUAUAAGCUCAGUAAUUCGCUAAAUGAAACAAUCCUAUACAAGGAAAAGAUUUCUCGUUUUGUCUCUCUUUUAUUUUGGUGUCCUGGAGUUUUUUGUAGCCUGUGGAUUAGAUUGAUACGGAGUAUGUAACAAGUUUCAUAUCAGAUUCACUCUGCUUUACCCUUUUUAAAAAUUCCAUUUACUAGGUCAUUGUUUUUUAUCUCCUAA
Molecule: messenger RNA, 1980 nt
Organism: Chenopodium quinoa (quinoa)
Lineage: Eukaryota; Viridiplantae; Streptophyta; Magnoliopsida; Caryophyllales; Amaranthaceae
Product: sphingoid long-chain bases kinase 2, mitochondrial-like
Exons: 12
Coding region: 388-1419 (343 amino acids)
Biological process (GO): phospholipid biosynthetic process; phosphorylation; protein insertion into mitochondrial inner membrane
Cellular component (GO): TIM22 mitochondrial import inner membrane insertion complex
Molecular function (GO): kinase activity; ATP binding
Source: RefSeq, a predicted model, not a curated record